UAGGACAAGAUACACACUCACAUGACCAGAUUUCGCAUGACAUGGGUCAACUUGAUUGAAUAUCAACAUUUCAGCUAACACAAGACUUGAUCAAUAGUGGCGAAAUGGCUUCCAAUCUGGAGGGCUCAAUUCACAGAGGAUCAGACUUGUUCUAUGAAUUUUAUUGUUUCAUCUGUCAAGAAAAUGAAAGAAAUACAGAGGCUGAAUUCCACUGUGAGGAAUGUUCUAGAUUUUACUGUAGCAAAUGUGUAGAGUACCAUAACUAUCUUUACAAGAAGCACACAAUUCUGGGCAAGGAAAACAUCAGCCAGUGGCAGGAGACCAGUGUGGAUACACUAGAGCAAUGUCAGGAGCACAAGAGGGAACUGACAGGCUUCUGUGAGGACCACAAUCAGCUGGUAUGUCACGCCUGCCAUAUCAACAAUCAUCAGAAAUGCAGUCAUGUGGUACUUAUAGCUGACAAAGUGAAAGACCUUCAUCAAAAAGGAGACUUUGAACAUUUGUCAGCAACUGUUAAUACGCAACAACAGCUGUUGAAAAACAUGAAAGAUGACUUUGAGAAAAAUAUGAAGUCUCUUGAGAAAUCUUACAAAAAAAUUAUGGAAGAAAUCUAUGCUUUACGCAAGUCAAUUAAUGAUUCCUUGGAUCUUCUGGAGAAGAAUACCAAUAAGGCGUUGGAAACAUUAUUAGCCACCAUGAGGACAUCUAUUCAAACUGACAUUGAAAUCUGCUUAAAGUCCAUCACUAAUAUAACAUGCUUAAAAGAAGAUUUGCAAACAAGAAAAGACAAAAGUGAAGCACUGAGUUUUAUAAAGUAAAGAAAAUGCCUUGACCAGUCCAAUAAGGUAGAAGCAGUUUUACAAGCAAUGACAACAAAGAAUGAGAGGACACUUACCUUUAAUCCUGCUACAACCAUCCAACAAACCCUGUCCACCCUCUCAGGAUUGGGACAAAUAAUCGACAAAGUGAAACCUGCUAAAAGGAAAACACAGAAUACAGUUACCAGAAAGAGUACACUUACAGCAUCCAGCAAGUCUGACCCUAAAAGUCAAAUAACUCCAGGAUUCAAGGUACAACAGUCCAUUCCAGAAUACAGUUCAUCUCCACAGUACAGCACUGGAAACCAAACAAGUGAUGUGACCAAGUCAGGCCAGGUGUCUGAUCCAGUAUCAAGUUCAUCACACACGCUGGUCCAGGGAUAUCAACCAGGGACAGUAAGCGAGUCUGAUACAAUCAUAAAAAUGGAGAGAAGUAAGAAGUAUAAUGUGAAGAUACCUUUGGAAUGGAGGAAUUCAGUAAAAUGUAGUGUAUCAAGCAUCUGUGAGACAGCUAAUGGAGAACUCCUCAUCACAGACUAUUUUAACAACCGUGUAAAGCUCCUGAAUCAGACCUACAAGGUGGUGGCAUACUGUGACUUGCCUGGUAGGCCAUUUUCCAUUUGCAGCAUUGACUCAAGUCUUGUGGCUGUUACUCUGAGGAACAGAGAGGUCCAUUUCAUCAGAGUGACCAAUGAUCAGCUGGUAAAGGACAAGAUACUGAAGCUCAAACAUUACUGCUAUGGCAUUGCCCAUCACAAAGGUAACCUGUACAUUACAGAUAGUGGAGCUCUGUAUUGCUAUACUGUGGAUGGAAGACUGGUGAGCGAGAUGUAUGAAGAAACAUCAGGUGGAAUCACAGUUAAAACCUGUGCAGUGAGUCCAGAUGGAGAAAGGAUAUAUGUGGCCAAGUGGAUCAGUAAUCAGCUGGUCACACUGUCCAGGGAUGGCACAGUAAUCUCCACAUUCACUGACCCUGCACUGGACUGGGGAGAUUUGGGUGUCCUAUCUGUCCUCCAUGUGACAGACUCAGGACAAGUUCUGGUGUGUGGAAUAGGGUCCCACAAAAUCAUCCAGGUAGACAGGGAUGGGAGACAGAGACUGGCAGAGGUAGUCACAAAGAAGGAUGGUGUACAUAACCCUACAUCUGUCUACUACAGGAAGCAUACAGGCUCACUCAUUGUGGGAAUGUAUAAUAAUUAUGACCUAUUAGUGUUUGAGGCACAGUGACUGUUGGAGUAGGAUGAUGCUCAUUUAUAAUAAUAAAUACAUUCAUAUAUAGAGCUGUCAUUUAAUAUGGUGUUACAGUUUUGUAUACAGUGACACAGUGACUGUUGUAAUAGGACAGAUUUAUUAUUUGCCUGUAUGAAAAUAAAUGAGAAAUUUCCCAUGAAACCAGUAUUUACCAUACCAAUAUCAUUAUAAGAUUUGAAUUGAACGAUGUUCAUAUAUUAUGCACACAGGAAAUAACUAUUUAUUUUUUGGUAGAAUGAGGAAUUUGCAAGGAUUUUGUAUGAGAGAAUUUGUUUACUUAUUCAUUAUAUGUGUAUAUUAUUAUUAUUUUGUUCAUAAAGUGCAUGUUAAGUACUGUUAUCACUUUUUUAUGAAUAUUGUCAAAGUCAGUGUGUCAGAUCACAGGUGGUUAGCGUGUUGCUAUGAUAUUAACUAGUGAAAACAUCAUUUUGA
Dreissena polymorpha is the source of this 2501-nucleotide messenger RNA. RefSeq names its product rhodopsin-like. The transcript is spliced from 3 exons. The coding region runs from base 867 to 2045 and encodes 392 amino acids. Gene Ontology annotation, cellular component: membrane. The record is from RefSeq and is a predicted model, not a curated record. Gene Ontology annotation, molecular function: G protein-coupled receptor activity. Gene Ontology annotation, biological process: G protein-coupled receptor signaling pathway. NCBI's taxonomy places the organism in Eukaryota, Metazoa, Mollusca, Bivalvia, Myida, Dreissenidae.